Armigeres subalbatus is the source of this 1311-nucleotide messenger RNA. It is a transcript of the gene nudC, whose product is annotated as nuclear migration protein nudC. Lineage: Eukaryota; Metazoa; Arthropoda; Insecta; Diptera; Culicidae. The record is from RefSeq and is a predicted model, not a curated record. Gene Ontology annotation, cellular component: cytoplasm. The transcript is spliced from 4 exons. Bases 135 to 1109 code for a protein of 324 amino acids. Gene Ontology annotation, biological process: protein folding.
ACGUUUUGCUCAGUGCACCGGACCUGUAAGCGCCGAACUCGGGUACAUCUCGAAAUUUCCUAACAAUCUUGCUGAUCGGAACCUCAGUUUGAGUGGACAAACAGUUUUUCAAGUUCAAGUGAUAUUCAUCAGUCAUGUCUACCGACGAUGGCAAAUUCGACCAAGCUCUGUUCACUUUGGCUGAGCAACAUCCGGGUGGAGUUCCAGAUCUCCUUGCAACAAUUGCCGGUUUCCUGAACAGGAAGACGGACUUUUUCGUCGGAGGCGACAAGGGUGAGUGGGAGAAACUGGUUCUGAAGAUUUUCCGGAAGGAAGCUGAAAUCGCUCAGGAAGUGGCUCGCAAGAAACGUGAAGAAAAAGAAGCAACCGACCGUAGGAGGGCUGAGGCUCGAAAAAAGAAAGAAGAAGAAGAGCGACUCCUUCAGGAACAACAAUCGGCUGCCAUCACGGAGCUCACCGAUGCAGAAGCGGCAAAAAUGGAGCAGGAAAUCGCUGCCGAAAAAAGCAGUGAUUCCAAACCGGACAACAUAGUCACUUCUACCACAGAGGAUAAGAAAGACGAUGAAGAGGAACCAGAAGACAAGGGAAAAUUGAAACCAAACCAAGGAAAUGGAUGUGAUUUGGAUAAAUACACCUGGACACAGACUCUUCAGGAACUGGAGCUCCGAAUACCGUUUGAUGUAAAGUUUACGCUCAAGGCCAAGGACAUUGUUGUCAACAUUCAACGAAAAUCGCUCAAGGUUGGUCUGAAGGGACACCCACCCGUUAUCGAUGGUGAAUUGCAUGCGGGAGUGAAAAUGGAAGAAUCUCUGUGGCAUCUUGACAAGAACACCGUUGUUGUUACGUUGGACAAAAUCAAUCAAAUGAAUUGGUGGGAAAAGUUGGUGUUGACUGAUCCACCGAUCAAUACGCGAAAGAUCAAUCCAGAAUCGUCCAAACUGUCCGACCUGGAUGGCCAGACGCGGGGUAUGGUCGAGAAGAUGAUGUACGACCAGCGGCAGAAGGAGAUGGGACUGCCGACCAGUGAUGAACAGAAGAAGCAAGACGUACUGAAAAAGUUCAUGGAGCAGCAUCCGGAGAUGGAUUUUUCGAAAUGUAAAUUCACUUAAGAUAAAGUAAGUUAGAUGUCGGAUUUUCGAACGGAUUCAGCGAUGAAUUCAAAAUUUAGUUUUAAUCUUAUAUUACGUACUUUUAGUAAUGGAAGUGAUGUACGCUUCAAAUUUCCUACGAAGGUAUUAAUUAUUCACUCUUGGUUCAUUUGAGGAAUACAUUGUUCAUUCAUAGACAUCCAGAAUGGACUUCAAUACAUAA